Molecule: messenger RNA, 1932 nt
Organism: Closterium sp. Naga37s-1
Lineage: Eukaryota; Viridiplantae; Streptophyta; Zygnematophyceae; Desmidiales; Closteriaceae
Source: the annotation of a GenBank genome assembly
AUGUCCGCCCUCGCACCGCUCAAGCCAUGUGCCGCGCGCCAAGCGCUGUCGCUAGGCCAAACGAGUGCGGCGUAUGUGGCAAGCGCCCCGACCGCGCAGCACGGCGGCGCAGCGAGCCAUGCGGGAGACGCACGGGCGGAACGGGCGCGCGAGCAGCUGUGGGUGGUGGGGGAGGUCGAGGAGUGCGCGGGCGGGGAGGAGGGGGAGCGGGCUGCGAGCGAGUGUGUGGGCACGUGCCCCGACAUGUGCCCUGCGAGGGAGCGCGCGGCGCGCGAGCGGCUGAGGGACCUGGCGGUGUUCGAGCGACGGCGCGACGACCCCUUCAGCACGUCGCCGCUGCUCGCCGUUAAGAAGUUCUCCCGCACCCUGGGCGCUGGCGGCGUGGCUGUGCCGCGCGACGAGAUCCGCCCGCCCGCAGUGCUGAUGCGCGCACUGGCGCACCUCGUGCGCAUCGUUGGGGGGGAGGGGACUGGCGCAGGCCACGGCGGAGGGCGGGGCGCGGAGCGCGGGGCGGUGGUGCUGGGCGAGGGGCGCAUGAGCGAGAGCGUGUACGAGUUUGUGAGCGACCGCAUGCGCGGCAUGCGGCAGGACAUGGCCAUGCAACGCAUCCAUGGCGCCCAGGCCGUGCACCUGCUCGCACCCAUGGUUCGCUUCCAUGCAGCAGCAGCAUACGAGCUCGCCACGGCCCCUCCCCAGGCAGCCCCUGCAGCCGCGCGAGAGGCAGGGACUGCUGCUGCGGGCACGACAGGCAGGGGUGGCAGUGGUGGGGGCAGCAGUGCAGCGUGGAGAGGGAAGGGUGGGGGCAGAGGCGAGGAGGUGGCAUCAGGCGCAGGCAAGAGAGGCACUAUCACUUCCACCUGUGUCCCGUCGUCGCCCUCACCGUCAGCGGUGCAUCGGUUUGACGCGCAUCUGAAUCUGAAGCAUCUGGCGGAGGCGCUGCGCAGCCUGCUCUUCGCCUUCUCCACGUGCCGCCACCAUGCCGCCUCUGCCCAUGCACGCAGCUCUGCACCCAGCAGCAGCAGCACCGCCACACGCGGCACGAGCAGCAGCGGUGGCGUGUGCACGCGCACAGGAGCAGCCACGGACCAAGGCGGUGGGGUGGAGGGGGGUGAGGCGGUGGAUACCUGGGGCGAUGACUCGGGGUCAGUUGCAGAUGCGCAGGGCGUGAGGAGGGCAGCGAGAGGCGCAGCGCUGCAAGGGGCAGGAGCAGGUGGGAGGAACGAGGAGGAGAAAGCGGUGGAGAGCUGGGAGGAGAGAGAGGAGGAGACGUUGGAGGGGGGUCGGGUGGGAAGUACAGCUGGAAUGGCAGCGGUGGAGGCUGGUGGUGGAGGUGGUGGGGAGGAGGUGGAGGAGGAGGAUGAGGAGGAUGAGGAGGGAGAGUUCACGUCGCUGUAUGUGAUACUGCACAUGGCGCCUCACUCGCACAUGCCCACGUGCGAGUCCCUGGCGCCCAUGCUCUCCUCCCUGCGCCCCUCCCUCCUGCGCUCCCCUCACAUGCGCCUCGCCCUCUCCCUGCUGCGGUGCGCCCUCCUGCUGGCAUCACAGAAUCUGUUACCCCUGCACCAACUCACGUCCCCACGUCCCUCACCCACCUGUUUCCCUCGUCCGCUGUCCCCCACCCUCCCAACGCCCCAUGCCCGUUCUUCCCAAUCUCUGCAGCUGCGCUCGGAUUCAGAGGAGCAGGUGCAGGCCCUGUGUCGGCAGCUGGGCAUGCCCCUCACCCCUGUGGACGCCUCCCCGCCCUCCCACGUGCCUGCCUCUGCCCCACCAUCCCUCGCACCAGCCUCCCCCAUGGCCCUGGUGCCUCGGGAACCCCUGCACCCAGCAGUGCCAGCAGCGGUGGGGGAGGGCAGUGGCGGCAUGAUGCCGUGCAGUGUGGUGGACGCUAAGAGAGUGGGCUUUCGCCUUGCCUCGCUCCCUGCUCCCAUGUAG